Molecule: messenger RNA, 2966 nt
Organism: Meloidogyne enterolobii
Lineage: Eukaryota; Metazoa; Nematoda; Chromadorea; Rhabditida; Meloidogynidae
Source: the annotation of a GenBank genome assembly
UUUUUCAAAAUUUUUCCCCUGAAAAAUUUUAUUUUAGUGAUCCAAUAAUCCCCAAAAAGGAAGCAUUUAUCAAUGACAAAUAUGUUCGACUACUUUAUGCAAUUAGACCAGCAAAAGAUGAAUUUACUGUGGAUGAUUUGAACAGACAGUUGUGGUCUAGUGUUCGGACUGGACAUGUUAUUACAGCAUUAAGGUUGGUUUUCAUUUUCUGUGAUCAUGUAGUUCUGUGGUUUAGUGGUAUUUGUUUGGGUUAUCUUUGUUGAGGUGUCAGGUUCGAGUCCGUUUGGACGUCAUUUUUUGUUUUUGUUAGUUUUUUUUUUAUUUUUUUAUAAUUUUGCAAAAUGUUAAGUUGAAAUUCUAAUUAUUUUUUGCUCCAUGGAAAAUUAAAUCAUUUCUAUUUUAAAUAUUUUUUGCAGAUUAUUAGCGCUUGGUGCAUCUCCAGAUUUUGUCGAUCAAGGAAACACUCCACUGCAUAUUGCUGCAAAAAAUGGUCAGGAUCUUCAAGUUGAAUUAUUGUGGAUUUAUGGAGCCGAUUUUUCUUGUAAAAAUUCUUGUGGACAAACACCUGCCGAAGUUGCUAAAAAGGAAGGACAUUCCCCAACUAAAUUUUGAAAGAAAUCCCGUCCAGAGAAUACGAUUUUGUUGUAAAAAUAUUUCUUUUUUUCAAGUUGGAACUAUCCGAAAGAAUAAUUGAACUUUCAUUUGAAGUUUCUGAUCAUUUUUCUCUUUUUCUGUGUGGUCGAAAACCUUCACACAAAGACAAUCAACACUUUUUAAUCCCCGAUUUGGUCGAUCCUUUCAUCUCCGAAAGAAUGCACAAUCUUGGAAAGCAAGUACAUUUAAUUUCUGAUUUACUUUUUGAAAGGCUUGUACAGGAUGUUUAUGAUGAGGUUGAUAGACGUGAAAUUGAAUUGCAAUGGUCUGCCUUAAAUAAUUCUCAAAUUAGAAUGCAUAAACAUGUGGCUAUAUUUUUACCGCCAAAUCCUCAACUUUCUGCUACACGUAACCAAAUGCGUCAAAAAUUGGCAAAAUUUAGUUCAUCAGAUUUUUUCUAUUUGGUAAUUGAUUUACUUAAAGAAAUUAGAAGACGUUAUUUUGGAAUACAAAUUCCUGUUGAGGAUGUGAAAAAUAAUGAAAUUUCUUUUUUGAGUGAUGAACAAUUGGAUGGUGUUUAUUCUGAUAAUAGAGGGAAAUUGUGUCUUUCUGAAAGUUCAACUGAAAAUAGGUUUUUUUUAAUUUUUUCCUUCUGUGCUUCUAAAAAGUCCGCAAAAGGGAUGUCAAGGAUUACUCGAAACCCGGACUUUUUUUGGCCCAAACCCAACCCGAGAAAUUUUCGAAAACGCGACCCAAUUUCCUCUUCUGAUGCCCUUUCUAUUCCUUGGAGUUUGGUAAGUCAAAAUCAUAAAACUUUACAUUCUGACCAAGAACAUCACUUUUCUUCAUUAGAUAAUUAUUUGGAAUUAAAAGAAAAAUUGAGAGAUACAAAUGAGAAACUGGAAAGGAUGGAAAUGUCAAAUUCUGAAAUUUUGGGAACUCUUAAACAAAUGCAACGAGCAUUGGAAAGAUUAGAAUAUGACCAAACAAAUAUUCGACAGGAAAUGAAUGAAAAAUUGUGGAAACAAUAUAAUCAAUAUAAUAGAUCAGCAUCGCCAACACAAGGACAGCAAACUUCAACUAAAACCCCACCUUUACAAAAUUCCUUGUCUGUGUCCUUAAAUAAUGCUACAGCUCAAAUUGGUGCAGUAAUGAUGUCAGCAUCUACUUUAAUGAGACCUACUCAUCAGCAACAACAAAAAUAUGUUCAUAAUUAUUCUACAGACACUUAUCCAUCAACAAAAAUUAGUGGACGUCAUUCAUCUACUAACAAUAACACAAAUAAUUUACUCCCAACAACACAAAUACCUUCAAUUCCUCUACAUUCAGCCCAUUCUUCUAGUUCAAUGAAAAUUCAAAAUAAUUUACUUGGACAUGAAGAAAGAUUAAAUUCUUUUGCUGGUUCAAGUAAAAUUGAUGGUGGAACAAAUUCUUUUAAUAAUAAUGAAAAGAAGCAUUCUUUGGGAAGUACUAAUAAUAUAAAUAAUAUUUCAAAUGAGACAAGAAGUUAUAGAAAAAAUUCGAGUCAUUCAAUUUCGCAUCUAAAAAUAGUUCAACAAAAAGAUGUUGAACAUUCAACAACAACUAGAAAUGAAACAAAUGAACAAUUAAUUAAUACAUCAAAUAAACAAGGAAAUUAUAUGAAUAAAAUAUUUAAUGAAGAAGUAUUCCCUGACAAUUUAAUAUUGGAAACGGAAUUAUUAACUACUGCAAUCAAGGCAUUAUUGGCCGAUUUACAACCAAAUAUAGAAAUAAAUAGUAGAGAAACAAAUGCAAUGUAUCAUGCUGAUACGAUCAAUCACCACAUUAUUCGAAUACUUAAUGUAAUCCCAGACUCGUAUAUCCGUAUCGAAUCAAUUCAACAAUGUGCCUUUAAAAUGGAAGCAGCAAUGAAACAAUUAUCAAGAAAAUGUAUUUCGAGGCCUUUAAAUAUUGACGAAGCUUGUCAGGCAGCUUAUGAUGUUGCUAAAGCAGCUAAAGAAUUGCUAGUUAUUGUUCAUAAACAAGCUGAAAAAAAUGUGGAAAUUUAAAUAAUAAAUUUUAACUUUUUUGGUGAAUAAUUAUUUUGAUAUGACGUUAUAACCGUCGAUAUUUUGUCACAUUUUUGCUUUGUCGAUCUUUUUACUUUUUUGCUCAUAUUGAUGUUUUGACCCUUUUUGCCCUUGUCGAUCUUUUAACAAAUUUAGCCUUAUCGAUGUUUUGACAAUUUUGGCCUGAUCGAUAUUUUAGUCAAUUUUUGUCGUGCCGGCCUUUUGACUGAUUUUGCCCUUGCCGGUCUAUUAUCAAUUUAUGGCCGUGACGACAUUUUGACUUAUUGUGGCUUUGUCGAUCUGGUACUACUGAAGAUUGUGGGGCUCUUUCUGCGGACUUUU